Molecule: messenger RNA, 2616 nt
Organism: Sparassis crispa
Lineage: Eukaryota; Fungi; Basidiomycota; Agaricomycetes; Polyporales; Sparassidaceae
Exons: 5
Coding region: 1-2616 (871 amino acids)
Source: RefSeq, a predicted model, not a curated record
AUGGCAGAUCCCGUCUUCUCAGUCACCAUCGACGACACCUCCCCGACGAUCCAGUAUGCGCCCUUCCCCGACACGUUCACCGUUCCUGCUCUCCUCUCAGGCUGGAAUCCGUACUACACUAACUCGGGGUUCGCCACCGACCCUGGUCCGUCGUCGAACGCGUCCAUCACAGAUGUGGGCAAUGGGACGAGCCUGCAUCUUACCGCGUGCGACGGGGCCGCGCUCGCUAUCAGCUGGAACGGAACUGCGAUCACACUCUAUGGCACACUAAUUUUGAACGCAUCCACCUCUUCAGCCCAGCCGCUGACCUACAGCAUUGCCCUGGAUGGUACGCCCACGACUAACUAUGUUUCCUCGCUUUCCACACCCGCCACUGUCUCCUCUGCCUCUGCGGAUGUGCUCGCAGGCUUUGCGAGCCUGGAAGACGCAUUCCAUGAAGUCGUGUUGACUGUACAUAACCCAUCGGCCCAGGGGCAAGGGCAGAACAUGGUGGCAUUUGACAGAGCAGUAGUGUGGAUGGAUGCCAGUGGGAGCGUUCACUCCACGCCUUCCUCUUCUACCACCGUACCACCGUCAUCUUCUAUCACCGCACCACCGUCAUCCACGACUUCUGUACCAGACAGCGUCGUCGCGUAUCUUGGGCAGUGGUCUUACGCUCCCGGGCUCCUUCCCGACUCGCCUGACAUAGCUUUUCACACAAGCACUAAUGUCGGGGAUAGUGCACGCGUGAUAUUCAGUGGCACAGCUGUAACGCUAUCAGGGCUCACCACUCCUUCCUCGGGCUCGUACAACAUCACUCUCGACAACAUCACAAGUACAUUCUCCGCGCGCGCCUCCUUCACCGCGUCAAGCCCUACUCUGCUCUUCUUCGCAUCCGACCUCGACCCUACAGCCACCCACGUCCUUGACAUCGCCAACGCCGGCCCCAUUACAGAAACCGACUCAGGAACUCUCCUCGUCGUGCUCGCAGGCGGCGCGAACGUCACGAUGUCGGCGCCCGCCAGCCCUUCUGCCGCCACGCCCGUCGGCGCCACCUCCGUCUCCGCCUCCUCGGGUCUGCCCCGUGGAACGGUCGCAGCCAUCGCUGUCGGUGCCACGCUCGCGUUUGUCGCGUUGCUCGGGUUGCUCGGCGGUGCGCUCUACUGGCGCCGCCGCGCGGCGCGCCGCAAGCGCGACCUCAUCGUGCACCCGCGCGUGCGGCGCAGCCUCGCAGACCGCCUCGGAUUUCUCGCGCCGUCGCGCAUGCGGGGCGCAAGCGCGGGCCCGGACGAGGUUGGCAUGCGGGAGAAAGGGAAGGGCCGCAUGGUUGACGUGGGCGUGCUGGACAUCAGUUCGCAGCAAGCGCGCAAUGCGGACGAAGAGUACGAUAAGUAUGAGAUUGUUGAACGGGACGCCGAAGGUAUCCCGCAGCGCUUUGGAAUGCACGCCACGCAGAAGUCGGACGGAAGCUUUUCUAUAGAGCUUCCCGAGCUCUCGCCAGAGAGUUAUCUCCCGAAGUCUUCCCUCCCGUCGACCGCGCACCCGCUACCGUCGGACGAAUCGUUCUCUACUGUCCGAUUCAAGUCGCCGUCACCUACCAACCCACGUAGUCCCCGUCCACGUGGUCCACGCGAAAUGCACGGGCGUGAUAGCAGUCGCGGCAUCCUUCUGUCAAACAUAGUCUCACCGGCAUCUGAAGCAGAGGCGGAGGCUGUAGAAGGCUUGCCCCCGCUGAGAGUGGAGUUUGCAGAAGGGCAGGAACGGCCGGAACGAGCCGGCAGAGAUAGGUAUAUCAGCGCGGGUGCGAUCUCGCUGCCUCAGUCACUGCGACAAGCACUAGCCCGGAGUGCAGAGGUGCUGAGGAGCUUGGAGACGGAUCGAGAAGAGGGUAUGUCAAGCGGGAAGCCGUCGGCGUUCUCGUCGUUCCUGUCGCUCUCCUCGUCAAACUCGUCCUCCAACCGUUCGAGGUCCAACCGACAGUCCGCGUCGACGCGCUCAUCGCGGAGCCGGCGAAACACUGGCAGCGAGCAAAGUGCGCGCAGUGUACCUCCUCUUCCUGACACUCGUACAUCCCUUGGAAUCUCCAUGACCAUCGGUGAUGGACCCACAACGAGCCGACCAUCUCUCACUCCACAGAUAUCUCUCCAAACAGUACCAUUACCAGAACCGCUCACCAUCCCGCCCGACUCGCCGCACGAGCCCAGACAACCCGAAUCCCAUUCGGCCGGGCUGCUGCCCUCGCCAACCGAUUCGAUCCCCUUGACCGUGUCGGACAUCCACUUCCGACACUCGACGUACUCGUCGUCCUCCAUCGGGACCGAGUCCAGGCGUACGAGCGGCGUUCGAAACAGCGGCUCACACCGUCCACCGCACCCGCCUCUCCCCUCCGUGCCCGCUUCACCGACGGCGCCGGUACACUCGCGUACGCAGUCGCAGGUUCGGCCCUACAUCGUGCAAAGGCUCAUGGGCUUGCCUGCUGACGGGUCGGCAUCGUCGACCCCGAUCGGUAACCCCACGAGUACGAUGACCCCGCAGACAUCGCAUCCCGGUGGUCGUGCGGGCACGUCGAGCAUGCCUACGAGUUCGAGUUUCGGGCAGAGUUCGACUUUUGGGUUUGGGCGUGGUAGACCCAGAUGA